Caenorhabditis briggsae is the source of this 2748-nucleotide messenger RNA. The record is from RefSeq and is a predicted model, not a curated record. The transcript has 17 exons. NCBI's taxonomy places the organism in Eukaryota, Metazoa, Nematoda, Chromadorea, Rhabditida, Rhabditidae. The coding region runs from base 1 to 2748 and encodes 915 amino acids.
AUGAGGCAUCUGUUGCUUCUAACCUUGGUAUCUACCGUAGCCGCCAAGAAUGUUUUUGUGUCCUCUCCAUUUGAUAAUUUUAGAAUAGAAUGUCCCAAACGAGCAGCUGCCACCGAGUUAUCAGUGAGAAUGGUAGAAUCAGUUGGUCAGAAGCGUCAAGAUGUGGUAUUUGAUAUGUCGUGUGAAACCGUUGAAGACCUCUAUCCAUGGAUCAACAUUCCAGUUGGUGUUUCUGACAUCGAACGCGAAGAUUGCCACUAUUCUCAAAUGAUCGACCCGAUUCUUGACGAAAACACCACUUUCACAUGUGCUCCAAGAGAGUAUCUUGCCGGAAUCACCCGACUUUCCGACACCAGAAUCCAAACAAUGUGCUGCCGUCUGAGAUCUCGUGAUGAGUUCAAUUGCAAAGAUUUGGUGUUUAACAAACCUAUUGGACUCACCAGAAGUACAGUAAUCGAGCACGACAACCAACUCAUCCACGCCAUCAGAAUUGAGGAGAGAAACUAUGUUGUCAGAUUCUGCGAUUUGGCUCCUCGUGCAACGGCUUCAAUCCUUUCUGAUGAGAAAAUCAGAUCAAGCACACCUGCAGCGACCACUGAGGAAACUCCAGUAUCCCAGGAACUGAACGAGAAUUUGGAAUCGGAACAAAAACUACAGCAGAAACAAGACCCACUGAAAAUCGUGAAACAGCAAAAAGGAUCGUUUGAGUCAGCGAGUCCAACAAAAUUGAGAGUUCCCAUGCAUCCACCAGCAAGAGUCAAGGCUGCUCCAGUGGUUGAGUUCCAGGAGCCAGCUCUUCCACUUGUUGAGCUCCCAUUAGAUGCUGCUGAUAUCAGUGAAGCAGAUUUAGAGCCGCUUCCAACUCUUCCGCCAGUGACAACCCGUAGACCAUCCACAGUCUCCUUGGCCCUCGUCACUCUUCCACCAACUACCACAACCACCGAAGAAGUCCCUGUCGAGCAAGAGCUGCCUGUCACUGAGGAGCCAAUUCCAGACGAGGAAACAACAUUCCCACAGGAAACUCCAGUUUUCAGUCAACAGCUUGUCGAGGAUAUUGUGAAGAAAAUUGGAUCUGCACAGUCAGAACAAAAGGCUGCACAAAUAUUCCAGCAAUCUUUGAACAAGCUUUUGCAGAAUGCAAACGAGAAACCUAUUGGUAUGAGGAAGCCUGUUCCACGCGCCGGCCCACCAGCCGCUCGACCACCAACACCACAAAACUUGGAGAAUGUGAAUUUCGAGAAUGAACAAUUCCCACAGCCAGCUGGAAAGCAGAGAUUCUCGAAAGAACUUUUGCCACUGAGAAAAUCUGUCGAUGGAGAAGACUUCUCCAACCUGCAACCAGUCAAUAUGGAAGGACGUCGUCGUUCUCCAAUCAGAACUCACCGACCACAUGUUGAUAUCUGGGAUUCCGACGAAGACGACGAGGCAACCGAUAAAAUUGUUGCCGAAAUAAACGGAUCCGUUGAAAUGCAUUUUGAGACUACCAUGCCGCCAAAGAAGGUGGGCUGUCUAGUCCGGAUGAUCCGGCUAAAACUUAAAAUGUUUUUUGCAAGUUUUUUUUUUCAGAUUGUCAAAAAGAUCAUCAAGAAAGUGAUCAGAGCGCACAGACCAAGAACCACCACAACAGAAACUCCAACUACAACUGAGGAACCUAGUACAACUGAGGAAGUGACAACUACCAGAGUGACUAGACUAAGAACUCGUCCAACUACCACUACAGAAGAGCCAACCACCAAAAAAUGUCGAGUUCUUUCUUCAGUUCUAUGGAGCAGAGAGACAGACCCUCUAGAAGACAACAUGCAACUCCAGAGUAUGAUUUUCAAAAAAUCCAUUGAGAAAUCUAAAUCACAUUUCAAGUCAAAAUCAAAAUCACCACGCCGUUUCCGUGGAAGGACAACCACUCCAUCAGCCCGUCGUGAUCUUCCGGUGACCAGACGAAUUGCUGAAACACGUGCCAACCAACAAGAUAACGCUAGAUACAUUGAUGAGGAAACUCAGUUGUCUCCAUUUGAUGAUCCAGUUGAUGAGAUGGAAGAGUUGAAAACGACGACCAAGCAACCAGCUCCAUCUGAAAGAAAGAAGCCAGUUGAGGAGUCGCCAAGAAUCGAGUUUCAGGAGGAUGAAGAGUUGGAGGAUGUGAUCAGCAAGCUCAGCGCUCGUCGAGGUGACAUUCGUCGUGCUCCAGUUCGCAAUAGUUUUGCCGAGGCUCAAUUUGCCGACAAAGUGUCACUUCCACAAAAGGACGGCGUGAAAACCCACAUCCCGCGGAACGGACUUCCAAUUGCUAUGGACAACAUGGACAUGAUGGAAACCAUCUCAAUGACGAAUCUGGACGGAUUUGAUUCAGAAACUUCGAAAUCGGAUAAUGCCGGUCAGAACCAGAAACAUGACGAGAAGAGCUCAGAACGAACAGGCGGGAGCCAAGAAGAAGAGGAAGAAGAAUCCGAGAUGAUUGAGAUUGACAAUCAGAUCCCUGUCACAACCCCAACCCGUGCUACUCGUCCAACUACUACCGCUUACGACCCCAACGCCUUCUAUCAUACCCCAAGGCCCCGACCAGCUAAGAAAGAAUCAAUUCUUCGAUUCUGCUCCAAGGACUCUGCCAUCAGAGAUCAAUCCAAUAUGGUAAUUGCGUGUGGGCUUGAUCAAGAUAUUUGGACGCCAAGCCGAUGUCCCGAGAAUGCUGAUUGCUUCCCAUCACAUGACAGUCUCUACAGAAUUUGUUGUCCUGUACACCGAGCUGGAUGA